Molecule: messenger RNA, 399 nt
Organism: Lasiosphaeria miniovina
Lineage: Eukaryota; Fungi; Ascomycota; Sordariomycetes; Sordariales; Lasiosphaeriaceae
Exons: 1
Coding region: 1-399 (132 amino acids)
Source: RefSeq, a predicted model, not a curated record
AUGGCCAGCGCCGCAAAGAAAGCUCUCGAAGCACUCAAGACCCAUGUCAUGGGAAGCCCGAGCCGCAUCAACAAGUUGGUCACAGACACAGCCGCCAAUGCUGGAACUCGUGCCACACCUGCCAAGACUCACGACGCAAGUAUCGGGGCCCGCAUUGACUGGGGCACGAAGCUGGCCGGUGAUAAGCGCCUGUUGAAAUUCCAGCUUAACUCGAAUGCCUCAGACAGCGGCGUGAAGAGGCUGAUUAAAGUACCCAAGAGAGGCAGCCACUAUGAUUGGUCAGAGACACAAAUCAAACAGAACGCUAAUAGUACACCCGAAGAGGCGAAAGCCGAAGUCGAGAGGGCCUUCGCUGCUUUGAAGGCCGCUAUGAAGACCGAGGACGAGGCGAAGAAGUGA